GAUGUUCAAGAAUUUAUUACUAAAUUGCCUCGAGAUCCUACUAUGCUUGAUACUUUAGUUGUUCGACGAAUUGGACAAGAUUGUACCACAUUCCAUGACUUUAAAGUCAAACAUUCAAAUGUAUUAGUAUGGUUAAAUUUUCUUAAGGAAAAUAAUCCAUUUUAUGCAAAUAUUAUAAUCGAUCAGAAUAUGUUACAAACUCUUCCUGAAAAUGGUUCUGUAUUUGAAAGACUAAAUGCUAUGCACGAUAGUAAUUCAUCAACUAAAGACACACUUAAUUCAAACAAUAGCGACGAUAUAAAUAAUAUUAUUGAUAUAUUUGAUAACCAUAUUACAGAUACUUUUGUUCCGAAUCUUAUGUCUAAAGAAACUGAAGA
This is a messenger RNA of Racocetra persica, 377 nucleotides long. Lineage: Eukaryota; Fungi; Glomeromycota; Glomeromycetes; Diversisporales; Gigasporaceae. The record is from the annotation of a GenBank genome assembly.